AGGGGCGGGUCGAACGCAGGCUUCCGGCGGAAGAGCGCGAGAGCAAGAUGGCCACUACCAAGCGAGUGUUGUACGUGGGUGGACUCGCGGAGGAGGUGGAUGACAAAGUUCUCCAUGCUGCUUUUAUCCCUUUUGGAGACAUCACGGAUAUCCAGAUUCCUCUGGAUUAUGAAACAGAAAAGCACCGAGGAUUUGCUUUUGUUGAAUUUGAGUUGGCAGAGGAUGCUGCAGCAGCUAUUGACAACAUGAAUGAAUCUGAGCUCUUUGGACGGACAAUUCGUGUCAAUUUGGCAAAACCCAUGAGGAUUAAAGAAGGCUCUUCCAGACCAGUUUGGUCUGAUGAUGACUGGUUGAAGAAGUUCUCUGGGAAGACUCUUGAGGAGAACAAAGAGGAGGAGGGGUCAGAGCCCCCCAAAGUGGAAACGCGGGAGGGAGAGCCCGCUGUAAAAAAGGCCCGGUCAAACCCUCAGGUGUACAUGGACAUCAAGAUUGGGAACAAGCCGGCUGGCCGCAUCCAGAUGCUCCUGCGUUCAGACGUCGUGCCCAUGACAGCAGAGAAUUUCCGCUGCCUGUGCACCCACGAGAAGGGCUUUGGCUUCAAGGGCAGCAGCUUCCACCGCAUCAUCCCCCAGUUCAUGUGCCAGGGCGGUGAUUUCACCAACCACAAUGGCACCGGGGGCAAGUCCAUCUACGGGAAGAAGUUUGAUGAUGAAAACUUUAUCCUCAAACACACAGGACCAGGCCUGCUCUCCAUGGCCAACUCCGGCCCAAACACCAACGGCUCCCAGUUCUUCCUGACAUGUGACAAGACAGAUUGGCUGGACGGCAAGCAUGUAGUGUUUGGGGAGAUCACGGAUGGCCUGGAUGUCUUGCGGCAGAUUGAGGCCCAGGGCAGCAAGGACGGGAAGCCCAAGCAGAAGGUGAUCAUCUCCGACUGUGGGGAGUACGUGUGAGAGGGGAGCUGUCAACCCGGGGACCGGCGCCCGAGGUGUCCCGUUGGCAGCGAGCAGGGCUUCGCGUGCUGGCCCUUCUCGGGGUCAGCGUGGGGCAGCCCCUCUGCAGGCACAGCCUGCGCCUCCUCCGGUCGUCCUCAGGUGUGGCCUUGGACUCAGGGCCGCCCUCCCCACCAUGGACAGCUGGGCAUGGCCUUUCCAGGCCUUUGCCACCAGGGCUUCUCCUAGGCCCACCUGUGUGACUCCUGGACAUUUUCUUCUGGUAAAUAAAUCCUAGUUUUUGUACUGCUGCCUCCAGCUAGUUCCUGGGAGUUGUCAGAUGUCGCCUGUCAGGGCUGAACUGUCCCCCGAGACGGGUUGGUAGGAAUAGGGCAUAAUCUCUUCCCCACAGCUUUUCUUCUCUUCCCUUGGACGAUUCCCUGAGAUGCUGGGUGAUACAUCUUCAGGCCAGAUACCCUUGUCAGACCACCGUCAAGACCAUGGGCAUCAAAGACAGUGGAAAAAUUCCUGUCUUCAGUGCCUCCACUCCCACAUCACACUGCCAGCCUCAGAGCCAGUGACUGUAUUUCUGUCUCCAUGAUACAUUUGCUUAUUUGCUCACUUUCAUUCUACAGAUUUUUUUAAAACGAUACUUUAUUACUCACAGUGCCUUCUCCAUGCUAGGUACUAUACCUGUUUGUCAGGAGACAAAAGGUUAGCAAACUCCUUGGUUCUAAUCCAGCCCACUACCUGGUUUUAUGACUAAAGUUUUAUUGGAACACAGUCAUAGCCAUUGGUUUACCUAUUCUUACUGCAGUGACAGAGUGGAGUAAUUGGUGACAGAUACCAUAUGGUCCCUGUAUUAGACUUCUCCAGAGAAAUAGAACCAAUAGGAUGUGCCUAUGUGUACACAGAGAAAGAUUCAUUAUACAGAAUUGGCUCUACAGUUGGGGGGGCUGACAAGUCUGAUAGCUGCAGGACAGGCAAGCAGGCUGGAGCCCCAGGGAGAGUUGAUGUUGAAACUUGAGUCCAAAGACUGUUCUGAAGGCAGAAUUCCUUUCCCUCAUGGUAUCCUAAUCUUUCUCUCUUGAGACCCUCAACUGAUUGCAUGAGGCCCACCCACACUGUUUGGGAGAGGGUCAUCUGCUUUACUUUCAGACAUACUGAUUUAAAUGUCAGUCACAUCUGAAAAAUACCUUCACAGCACCAUCUGGACUGGUGUUUGGCUAAACUGUGGAUACCGCGGUCUAGUUAUAGACAGAAAAUUAACCAACACCAUCCCUCACUAGCUCCUCCAGGGCCAGGCCCCAUCUUUGCUGGGUGUGGUGGCUGCACAGAGGAAGAAACCCAGGGUUGUGGCCCCAGGACUCUGUGGCUUGGGAGUGUUUCAUAGCAUGUCUGCUCCAGAUGCUGCUGGCACAAAAAAAGACUGUUGAACCUACUUUUUAGUGGUGAAAAACAAAGAGUUCCAGGUGUUGGAAAAUUAGAGAGUUAUAUUUUCAAAACGUAUUUAUUAGGGGAAAUUAUACCAUAUAAUAAAGUGGAGAAAGCACAUCUAAAGCAGUUUAUAUAACACAGGAUAAUUCCAGUUUUGUACAAAUACCUAUCUGUAAUAUGUAAACAUCUAUAUUUUAUAUAUAUAUAUAUAUAUAUAUAUAUAUCUUAAGAAAAAAGCCUAGAAAUAAAUUCAACAAAAUAUUAACUAGCAUGUUUAUCUGACUUGUAGGAUUAUGGUGAUUUGAAUUGUAUUUUAUUUUUUUGUUUUGUCCAAACUUUCCUUCUAAAUUGCACUAUUGCUGUAAUAAAAGCACAUUAAAAAAAAAA
Odocoileus virginianus texanus is the source of this 2756-nucleotide messenger RNA. The record is from RefSeq and is a predicted model, not a curated record. NCBI's taxonomy places the organism in Eukaryota, Metazoa, Chordata, Mammalia, Artiodactyla, Cervidae.